AUGCUCCCCUUCCUUUUUAUUCUUCUGAAAAUCGGUAGAGGCGAUACAAUUCUCCUGGAUGGAGAUGAAUCGCGUGCAAGCUUCAUGUACAGAGGCCCCUGCGAUCUUGUCAAGCCUAUUGGUCGCAAUUCUGAAGAAGAAGAUUCUCUUUUCAAAUAUUAUCAAAAACAAACUUCCCGGCUAACUGUAGAUAAAAAAUCAGCCGCGUUUAAAAUCCAAAAUCCUACUUACCGCGAAGCCCUUCAAUGGUCCUGUUGUAAAGGACCAAAAUCUGGCGAUAGUAUAUCUGACUGUCAGAGUGCUGAAAGUCAUCUUAUCGCUACUGUACCAUUUAGCCCAGUCCAAAUAAAUCAAGUCAGUCGAUUCUUCACUCGCGACAGUGGCAGGCCCGAGCUUGUCACUAUCCUCAUCAAAGCUGACGUGGCGAGGCCACGCGUUGAUAACAUCAUACCAGCAUUUGAUCUACAGCUAGUUCUGGACGCAGAUCCCGACUCCUGCGCAGGGAAUAGAUUCACGCGAAAGUUCAACUACCGAGUACCGACUCGCCCAGCACACGACCGCAAUUCCGUCCGCUUCCUUUCAUUCUCCGACGAUCUUUUACCCCAGAACUGUCGACUCACAAUGUUUUUACAGAAACCUUGUGAGCAAUUUCCGUCUGAUUGCAAGGCAGGCGGCUUCUUUUACUAUUCUUCUUCUGUCACGCCAACAUUGUUCAACACGACCUUCUCGAGCGAGGACAAAGACAUCCAAAUCAUCGACACGGCCGAAAUCAUCACCGGGAAGAAGCUGGACGUACUAUUUCCACUCGAGCCACCUGCACCCGCUCUUUCUUAUCACGAACAGGGGGACGCGCUCUUCACAGAGCUGCCUAAAGCACCACCAGUGAUAAUAUCGGGAUACUCUGAUGCGGAUAUUUUCCACUGCGAGGCUUCUGGAUACCCGAUCCCCAUCUUGGAGCUUCACCAUCCUAAUUCAGACGACGUGCUGCAGAAGCCGAAAUGCGAAAGGACGAAAUGGAACAGAAUGGUCUGCAGAUGGCAAAUAACACCAAACCAGCGACUUUUCCCAUACACCCGCUGCCGGGCGAAGAACGAGCUUGCAACAGCAACAAAGAAUAUUCCAAUCAAUGAUCAUGUCCACCGAAUCGAGCAUUUGACAUCAGACUCAUCGAAGAUCUCAGUACAUGGAAUUAGUAACCACUCGAAAUCAAAUGUUCUCCUUGUAGCCAAGCUGCAACUGGCCCCAGCAUGGUCAGUGAGGCAGAAUAUCCUUACCUCGAGGAUGCGCGCUGGUGGAUUGAAAUGGAAACUGAAGUACGAAGAUGUGCUCGUAGAGUACAAGAAAACUCUACUCAAAGAAGUGGAGUUCGUCAAAGACGGCAGUCCUUCUUCUUUCGCCUGCGGACGAAGAAAAUACACUGUCGAGCUUGACGAUAAGACGUGCCUCAAACCAGAGGGAAAGUGUUAUGCCUUCAUUAGACUUGAAAUACUCUUCCCCGAUGUCGACGACUCGGGUGAGUAUCAGGUCUCGUUGGUCAACGCCUCGCCUCACAACAAAUAUCGCAUUUCUCAGAGUGUACGGAUCGACAUCAACGAAGAACCCAAUCCGUUUACGCGAGAUUUAUAUUUGCCCAAGACCCCGGAUGGUAGAUUCAGCGUCUUUGAGAUGAAACAAUGUACAGUUCUCAACUCGGAAUCAAUCGACUGCAGAUGGUGGCCCUCAUUCAAUACAUCGCAAACAACACCUAUUUAUUCUGUCCAUGCGUUCGACCAAAAGGUCUGCCUCGAUGAACUCGCACCAUACAACACAACAGUCGUCACUGUCAAAGAUAUACCCAUCCAUCCGCCCAGUUAUCAACAGCUUAUCAUUCGCGAUCUCAUACCUGGUCACUUUUACAAAGUCACUGUCUGUGCAUGGCAGCGCGACGAGAUCAACAGGCUCCAAACGGAGAGUGGCUCGCUCCUCGCUGUCAUCGACGGCCGAGGUCAACGAAAAUGCCUCAACUGGCCUCAUGUUAUCCAAAUGCCAGAAGAUCGACCAAAGUACUUUAUUGAGCCACCGAGUCUCGUUCGUGAUGCUUUAGAUCGCACAGAGUUCGCAUAUUCGACCCAAGACAUCAAAGACUUAGCUUCAGUUGACAUCAAUCGUUUUCAAGUCGUGUUUACGAUGAAUGAUCUAAACACGCGAAAUGCUCGCUUUGGGCAAUGCCGUCAUUGUCCCAAACUCCGAUUCCUAUCUCAACUUUCCGAAGGAACAAAUUCUUACGCUGGCCCUAUCCCUCGCGGAGUAAUCAUCCAACCCUUUCCUCGGGGGUUCAACGAGCAUGGAUUUGGACCUUAUUUAGACGAAAUGGAGCCGCGAAGAGACGCUGAGGAAAUAAUUGAAUCCGAUGCUACAAUUACAUCUUAUGAAAUUCAAUUUAGCGAAGUCAAAGUUCGAGUUCUCGAUUACCCUGGGGACUAUUUUGAAGUAAAGUGGAACAUCAAUCGAAAAUAUUUCAAAAAAGAACAGCUUAUUUUGAUGGAUUACGAAGGCCGAGAAAGCGGUAGAAAGAUCAUUGAUUUGAAGAAUGCACAAGAAAAAGAGCUCACGUGCUUUUUGUAUGGUGAUGAUUUCAGCUGUACAAUCUUGGUCCCGAUUCAAGCUAACAUUGUGUCGUUUGAAAGCGUCGGUGGAACUGUCAUUCUAUCAAUUUUCCUGAACAAAUACUUCCUCCAGGAAAACGAUAAAAUUGUGAAGAGUAAUCCUAACGCGAAGAAUUACUUCAUCCCUCCUUAUCUGGCUGAAGUGCGCCGAGAAGUCCACAGUUUCAGCAUCAAAGCUAUCCCAAGAACAGCAUUGUUCCAUAACGAUUUCCAGGCACUUGUGCGACCGGUAAUUUUCACGGUGAACCUUGGUCUGUAUUCUUUUACGGAAUCACCCGACAAAGAUGGACUCACAUUCCGAGAAAGAGUUGCUCUUACUCCAAGGAAGAAUGCCGACUUUAGCGCUUAUGAGAUCGAGUACGAGAUUCGUACGUGCGCAAUAAGUUCAAAGGUUGAUCCCACACCGAGAAUAGCAACGUGUCGCAAGACGAAGUUCAGCGAUGUGACGAUUUCACUAACGCAAUCUUUCGUUGGCGAAGAGGACAUCUACUCGCCCGAAAGUCUGCGUGUGUUGAUCGAGCCUGACAGAGCUGGAAUUCGCCAGGAACAUGCCAUAAUGGAAUAUGUCAAAACUAUUGAGCCGCCAGAAGUUGUCUUGUCGCCGGUUCCGAGCCAGGACUUGUUGGCAAUUGCCGACGUCUCUUCGGGGCGCCGACUUGCGUUUGGCAUUGAGAGCGAGCUAGAAGUUCAAACCGUUCCGAUGCGGAACAACUAUGCGUGCGAAGAAAUCGAAACUUUCGAAGAAGUCAAAGAGUCGUACACAACAACGACCUUCGUCCUUCCUAGGCUCGGUACUGACGGAGUCAGUUUCUACGGAGCACUCGAAGAUAGUGCCGACGAUUAUGAGUUGGAGGAGCUAAGGACUCACAUUGGAACUCGAGAAAACAGUCGACGUGAGGUCCCGAUUGGACUUCCAAGUAUUGUCACACAGAAAAUCAAAUCCUUCGGUGGUAUUGAUGGUUAUGCGACGCAUUGCGGUGGUUCUCUUAUCGGAUGCAUCAACACUUUUAUCAAUUGGUCACCGAGACAAAAAUCGAUCAAAGGAAACGGAUUGCUUCAAUUGCCUCAAUUAUCACAGAGCACAUAUUAUGGAUACGACAGAAACGGCUGUCACUACUGUUACAGAUCAAGAUAUGUCUUCCGGGGUCUUGAACCUGCCCUCGCUGGCGAGAGCGGUCUGAAAGGCAACUGGAGUGCUGGAAGACACUACGAAAACGUAGGAAAAUUAGAAGACACCUGCAUCUGGGCUGAGAAGCCUGUUACCCAGAAACUGCAAGUGCUGCCUUCUACCGUAGAAAAAACAUUUGACACUCAACCUACACCCACAAAACCUGACCCACCCAUUUUACCGACGAGCAUAGUAGUCAAAGUCGGCGUACUGAUCGUAGUGAUGCUGCUUUCCUGCGUAUGCGCUUUGAUGAUCCUGAAGAGGCACUGCUGCCGUAAAGACGAGCAUCACCACGCUGCGAUACGCCAUCAUAAUUCGCGAACAAAUAGACACGAAUACUUUCCGGGCAACAUUGGAAGCCGCUGCGAUGUUGGCGGCCACCCGUCCGAGCUGUCGGAGGGCAACGGCAUAAAUGAUUGGGCUUCGUCGAAAUCGUUAUCGUCAAUGUUGACGGAAUCGUCAUCACGCUCGCGGCUUGAUGAUUCUGUUGGCUACGCUUUGCUACCCGCUGAUUGGUCUUUGGCAUGCUCAAGUGCGCCAGCUAUAGUGCCACUCGUUUCAGAUCACACCUCUUCAUUCGAUUCCGGCAUCGAUAGGCGUUCGGUGACCCCGCCUGCGUCAACCUCAUCGAACACCUACGCCCCACCACCAGCAGCACCACCGAAGAACAAUAAAUAG
This is a messenger RNA of Oikopleura dioica, 4491 nucleotides long. The record is from the annotation of a GenBank genome assembly. NCBI's taxonomy places the organism in Eukaryota, Metazoa, Chordata, Appendicularia, Copelata, Oikopleuridae.